AGUGUUUUGCUUUUGUUUAGACAUGAGGAAUAUGAAAAAGCAAGAAAACUUCCUCAAGGUCACUUUAACAGCUCUUUUCAAGAGUCUGAAGAAAUCCCGCCAAACGCUUGACGACAACAACUACCAGGUCGGAGACUGGCCUGAAGGUCCAACCGGUAAUUCCGGAGAUACCGAUUCCAGCAAGGUACUGGAAAUAAGGAGUGCUUUGUCAUCGGUGCUGGAGAAUUUUGCGUUAUUUUGUGACCUGGUAUUGUUUUUCCCAGACUACGUGCAAGCGAGGAUGAAGUUGAAGACGUUUAGUGGGGAGAAGAGUGCAGAUCCGGCUGCGGAGACAAUAGAUACAGAUACGCCCUCGACCAUUAUUAAGUGGGCUGUGAUGGUAGCUAACAUAGAUCAGUUCCUCUUCUCAGAACAAGACAGAGAAAGAACCAAUCUAGCUUUGCAGCAACUCAAGCUCAUUCCGCGCGCCGAUGACUUCGUUAAUCCGAACUCAAAAGAGUUCAAAGUUGAGAAGCUAAUGAAAGACUUGGAAAAGGACAAGACAAAAAAAGUUGGAAAGACAUUCGAGAAGUCUCAAGCGAAGAAAAACAAAGAAAAGUUUGAACAAAAACGGAAGUUGACAAAAAACAGCAGAAACAAAAAUGAGCUCUGAAUGAUAUUUUGGUUCAGGUUGCUUUCAUUUGAAAUAUCGUAUUAAAGCUAUCAUUUUUUUCUUAAAUCAAUUGCUCAAUUAAUGAUUCUGUUAUGUAUAAAAUGUUUUUCAACGUAAACUCUAUUAUAUCAUUUGUAAAAACGUAUCAAUACA
Molecule: messenger RNA, 805 nt
Organism: Symsagittifera roscoffensis
Lineage: Eukaryota; Metazoa; Xenacoelomorpha; Acoela; Convolutidae
Exons: 2
Coding region: 23-652 (209 amino acids)
Source: RefSeq, a predicted model, not a curated record